CUUAACUGUCAGUUGACAUUCUAUUAUAAAAAUUGAACGAAUUAUUCGUGCAGCAAGUAAUUUCAUAUUUAUAGAAUUAGAAAAACAAGUAAAUAUGAAUUCGAAGGAUAGAGAGAUUUCAAAGUCAAAAUUCAAGUUCUUUAUGAAGAAUCCUAAAGGCAUUGCUGGUGUAGCUUGCGAACGUUCCUUGCGUCCCGAAGUAGAACGAGAAUUAAGACCAGAACAAACAACUGCUCAACGUUGCAAAACCUUGUCGGAAUUGCAGUUGCAGAAUAUGAAAUUAGAAGAGGCUUCCAUUAGGGAACUAUGGAAUCUUACCAAGGACUUGAUAAUACCAAAUAAACCGGCAGAAUGUCGCCAAACAGCUUUAACAUUUUAUAAAAGACUAAUUCAUAGCCAAUAUAAGAACUUGAAUUUGUUGCGACAGCAUUUCUUUCUUGUUAUACAGAACCAUGAGGUUGGGGAAGAUCUGAAACAUCGUUUAGAAUUGUUAGACACUUUAACUGAUAAUGGCAAAGACAUUCAAAAUUUCGAAGAAGAGAUUGGCAAAUUUAUGUUACAAUGGAUUCCAGCCAUAACUGAAGCUCAUUUACUUCGAGAAUUUUUGAGUAUUUUGGGCAAUAUCAUAAAAUUCAAUGCUUCACUGUUGGAUAAAGAUAUAGUGGUUGGAAUUAUUCAAAACGCCUGUAAUUUGAGCUGUACUGUUGAAGAAGAUGACAUAGGUAUUCAGUGCCUGACAAUUCUUGAAAUGGUUAUGUGUUACACCAUAUUUCCAAGUGAACCGCUAAGACAAUGUGUUAUUACAUUAUGUCGUACAGUUAAUUAUUCGCCUUAUUGUCAGGCAUCGUGGAAGAUAAUGAAAAACCUAUUAGGAACACAAUUGGGGUAUCACUCUAUGAAAAUGAUGUGCAAUAUCCUUAACGAUCGUAGUGUUUACGGAGACCAGCAACUUUUACGUGGCGCUGUCUUCCAUCUCAACAUGAAUAUUUUUGGUUCAAAUGUAGUUUUUCAAGUGUCCCCAAUGUUUUAUGCAUCUACUGUUCUUACCUGUUUUCUCCAUGCAUUGGAAAGCCGCCAAGUAAUCGUGACGUUCGAAGUAAUUUUAAGUGUAAGACGAGUUAUUAAUUACUACAAAUCGGAAUUAUCAGAGAUAAUAUGGGAUUGUAUUUGUGAUACAAUGAAUGCAAUCUUAGAUAAUAUUGUAUAUUACGAGCAAGUCAGUAUCAACAGGGAUCGCCUUCAUUACUUGCAAAUAAAUUUUCACGAAAAUAUUGAUUGUAUUGAACAACUUUUAUAUGAUGACACCACACCGAUUCUUGCAAAUAUUAAUCGUAUCUAUGACCUGAUUGAACGCGUCUCAGAAAAUCGCACAGAAGCAUCUGUCCUCAAACUUAUAGAAUAUCGGUCGACAAAAGUAACUGCUACGAGACCUCAAUGGUUGCAAGUGCUCAACGAUUUUAUUUGUCGUUUUUAUAAAAUGCCCAAUACGAAUGUGCGCUUAAAAGCAAUCCAAUCCUUGGUUCGUAUUAUGGAAUUAAACCGUUAUAGCUAUGAAGAAGAAAUACUUGAACGUGUCGUCAUUCCACACUUUUCACAAAUUUCUCAUGAGACAGAUUUGCAAAUUCGCGUGUCUGUAGCAAAUGCAUUGGUUGAGUUUGCACGCCACUGUGACACCAAGCGAUGUGGAGAACUAUUGGAUAUAUUGGAAAAGCUUAUUAAUCGACCAUUUGAACAGCAAAUGAUCUCUGGCGAAUUCGUUGUUAAGUGUGAAUCGGAAAUAUUAGAUGUUGUUACGGCAGUCCAUGGGUUAAUUGAGAUAUUUGCUAUUAAAUUACAUCGCUUGCCUUCAACGCAUGCCAUUAAAAUUUUUAACAUACUGAUCAGUCAUUUAGAGCAACAUUAUGAACAUCCAAAAGUAUUCGAAAAUGGUCGCAUUGUUCGUUUUAAGAUUUUCAAGUGGAUCCUGCGUGCACGUGCAAAUGCUUCAUAUCAUAUUGGUUAUCCAGAUCCUGAAAAUGGAGAGGCCAUAAAGUUCAGUGCAUACUUGGGUAUCGAUUCCAGUUUACCCCCUCAAGGAAAUCAACAUUCACGACACCAAUUAGCAUCACAUGAUUUAAUAGCAGGAUCUCAUUUUACCACCAUUUCGAUACGCAGAGCUUGCAAAAUUAUUAUUAAAUGCCUAGAUUCAGAGCGUGAUUAUGAAGUUUUACAGUUGGUUAUAAAAGAGCUACCAAAAGUGUUAUGUAAUAAAGCCCUUAUCCAAGGCAAUGACAUUGAAGCAUUAGCUGUUUCACUAUUCCGCAUUUUUCAAGACGUUAACAAAGCACUUCACCUUAGUUAUGCUCCUACCAGCGAAGAGGUGAAUGCUUUGUUUCUGCCUGCAAUCGCGUCAUUGGUGAUUUACCAUCAUUGUAUAUCAUCACACCAAAUUAACACAUUAAUAUUAGCGCUUUGUUCGGGAAUAUUCUCGGGCACAGCUAAUGUCUGCAUAAAUACACUAACAACGAUGAUUCUUGAAAUGCCUGAUACACUGACGCGCACAUUGGCUGAUAUACUGCUCCAAAUGAGCAAGAUGUCGGAUACAUCUAUGGUUGCUAUACCUGUGCUGGAGUUUCUAUCAAUUCUGAGUCGAAUGCCAAACCAAUACUUUACAAACUUUAUACCACGUCAAUACAUGUAUGUAUUUGCCAUAUCUUUGCCGUAUACCAAACCGAACAGAUAUGACCACUAUACCGUGUCACUGGCACACCACGUUAUUGCUGGCUGGUUUCUAAAAUGCAAGCUGGAAAUGCGAAAGAAUUUUGUUACAUACAUUAUAUCGUCGAUUCAAUCAAACGCGAGCAUGUUAUAUGAUGACAUUGAUAAAUUUAAGCACAGCAUUCAGCGCCAAGAUCUCAAUAGUUUAAAUGAAGAUUCUUCGAAUCGGAAACGAAGCACAAGUUUGACGGAACGCGGUAGUCGAAAUACAAAUGUACGAAACGGUUCUGAUAUGCGACCGCCAAUCAACGAUAGUCUAAAGAGCUUUCAUGCAGAAUUGGCGGAGACUUGUAUAGAUUUCUUAGCCCGCCAUACCUUUUCGCCAUGUUCAGCUUUACCGAAACGCUUGCCUGCAGUGGAAUAUUUACUAAAAGACGGUUUCUCUCAAACCUGGGUAGUUGGACACAACUUGGUAACAAUUACAACAUCUGGCUGCCCCACUGCACCUAUACGUAACGGACUAUGCGAUCGUUGUUCUCAUAUUGGAAAACAGCCAAUCAGUAGCAGCAGUUUGGCAGCAAGUAAAAGCGAUUCGAGUGGUACGGUACCAUUAUCGCCGGAAACUAACAAUACACAGUCUUCAGCCACUCCAGUGGCAACCGAACGUCGCUAUACUAAAGCAAGUCUGCAAUAUAGUAGCGGAAAUGAAUCUGCAGGUAGCACUGAUCUCACUUCAUCUUCUUCAUCUGCUUCGGGAGCCAUUAGUUCGAACAUUGCUAUAACUCAGCGACAAAUAUCAAAUAGUUCGACCGCUUCGUUAGAGGCUCUUUCGCGUCGUGGCUCUAAUCCAGAGCCCACAGAUGGAGUUGCGGGUGCUGCCACUGGCAGUACUACCUCACUACUGGGUGGGCAUUCACUUUCCACAACAAGUAUAAGUGCUUCUCCAACACAAUUACAGCCAGUGCAGCAGCAGCUUUGUGUCCGUUCUUGUACUGGAUGGGCAGAAAUAUUGAUACGACGGCCCACAGGAAACAUUUCGUGGAUAACGCGCAUUCAGAAUCCCAUAGCAAACGAUUGCUUUGGCCAUGACUUGCCGUUUAGCAACAUAGUUUCACUCUUUUUACCAACAUCUCAUGGUGGCGUUUUUGGGCCAGAUUUCGCACAGUCGACUUUAAUGUCAGAACUGCAGCAAGAAACCGAAAAAUCUGCGGUUGGUGGUAUUUCAAUAGCUAAUUCAUCCAACACAAAUGCAGAUACUGAUGGUGCAGUACAGCCUAUCCUAAGUGCUCCAAUAACUGCAGAUCAGCACGCAACGCCGAGUGUCAUUACAAAGGUUCGAUCUCUGCAACGUCAAGAAGAAAUUUCAUCGUCAGCAACAGCAACUCCGUUGGGUUCAUCGUUGAGUACCGCUGCUAUCGACAUACCCAAACCAUUGGCAAGUAAACGUAUUGGCGGAAGGGAGGCACUGGCUGAUAGCGUAAGUGAUGGAGAGGCCGAUGAUGAUACGAGACAAUUCACAGAUGCAUUAUCCCGUGCGCGUAAUCCUGUGCGUCGUGUAAAUUCAAGCCCCGAGAUGAGUUCCAGCUGGAGACAUACUUUCUUGGCAGCCAAGCCAGCACCGCUGUCGACGGAAUCAGCCAAAAUCAAAGGUAAUAAAUAUUCUGCGAGUCUUCAAGGUCUUGAGGAGGCUCAUAGUCAGCAACAGCAGCAACAAAUGCAGCCACAACAGCAAAAGAAAAAAAGCGUACAGUAUACAAAAGAUAUGAGAGUUAGCUGUGAGGCGAUCCCAGAAGAAAUUGCCGGAUCAACACCACCGCAGGCGCAAUCUGCCGAUGCACAAGCAGUUGCAUCCUCGGGAGUGGUGGUAAAAGAGCUUCUACCAUCUUUCUCGGCCACUUCCGUAGCAACAGCGCCACAAAAUCUAUUGGCAAAUAGCUCUGCGAUUACAGCAUUGCCCCCCAAGCAACAUUCAGCCGAUGAUGUUAGUAUUAGCGCUAGCAUGCCAAUUACGUCUGUACAACAAUCGACAUCCAGCUCGUCGUUGAAGCUGAAUGUGGAUUUAGAAAAGGUUGUGACAAAACCACCUCACUCUCCGGUAGCAGCACCGUCACCGCAAUCCCCACGAUUGGACAAACAGCCAACCAACAGUGGCCAAAAGACCGCUACAUUUACUACUAACGCACCAACAAGUCACCAGGGACUUGCUAAAUCUAGCAGCAGCGGUGGAGGUAAUACAAACCUUACAAAUGCCUCAUCAUACUUAGGUGGAGGUACAAGCGAUUAUGGAAAUAAUAGUAAUGGUGACAUGAUGAGAGGACGUUCGAAAACUAUUUCUGUAGUACGUGAGGUAAAUGGCCGUUCUCGACCAUCUACUUCUAAUUUUCGAAGCUUUAACAAUACCUCUAAACCAUCAGUAAACGCUAAGCUGUGUAUGAAUCCGAGUUUUUUGUUCAUGCAACUUUACCAUACAGGUCAAUUACAAGUUACGGAUGUACCCAUCAAAGUUCCCCAAGAGGAAACUAAUGUACUAACAGUACUUGAUUUGGCACCGCCUUUUGAGACACACAAGAUAGGUGUGCUCUAUGUUGGGCAAGGACAAUGUAACAAUGCUGUCGAAAUUCUCAGAAAUUCACAUGGAAGUAUGAGGUACGUCGAUUUCCUAAGCAAUAUCGGCACACUUGUUAGUCUAAAGGAGGCCGAACGGAAUAACUUGUUUGUUAAUUUAGACAGAGGAGGCGCAGAUGGAAAGUUCACAUACGUUUGGAAAGACGAUAUUGUGCAGGUAACGUUCCAUGUUGCUACUUUGAUGCCGACUAAUUUGCAAAAAGAUCCAAAUUGCAACGAAAAGAAAAAACACAUUGGUAACGAUUUUGUCAAAAUCGUUUAUAAUGAAAGUGGCGAAGAAUAUAAUCUAAAUACAAUUUCGGGUCAUUUUAACUAUGCUUGCGUUAUUGUGGAACCAUUAGAGCUGAAUAGCAACCGCGUUUAUGUAAAAGCGCGUCCUGAGAUAUCGAAAUUUGUGUGUCAUCCCGAACCUAAAAUUGUUUCAGAUCACAGUGCACCAUUGUUGGCUCGACAGCUUGCUUUGCACGCGAACCUUGCUUCACAAGUAUACCAAAGCCUUCAGAAAAAAAAUCCAUAUGCUUCCAAUUGGCUGGAGCGCUUACGAAUAAUUAAGAGGCUGCGAACAAAGUUAAUUGAGCAACAAAAUGACCAACAUCAAACUGGAACUUCUGCAGGUGCCGAAGCUGAACAGCAUACAAGCGAACAUAUAAAGAAACAAAACACGAAUCGUGAUUUUACUAAAUACGCUUAAAUUAUUGAAGUCGAACUGAAUAAAUAUACUCUUUUAAUAAUCACAUAUAAUUUAUAUAAUUUGUUUACCGAAUUUGAAAAUAUUAUGCUAUCAGUAUUUUUUUACAAGCACAAAGUGACCAUAGGAUGGCUGUUGCUCGUUACAAUGGAUGUAUAUAAGAUCGAAUACCAGAACGGUUUGAGUUAACUAGAAUUCGAUCAGGAUUAAUAGUUAAAAGUUUAAAUUAUUUGAAAAAUUAUUAUACAAGGUAUCAAUAAAGAAAUAAGGAAUUUUGGUAGAUCAACUUUCGUAAAUUAGUCAAUUGUACGUAUUUUGGUAUACGAUGUCCACCGUGGCAACGAUUCUGCAGAAAUGUUAUAGAAAUUGACAAGAGAUACAAGUUUUUUUUUAUUAAAAACGGACUCUAAUAUAUUUUCGAAAAAGUAUUUCACGUGCUUCACUAAAACUUCCCGCAAUCUUCUAUAAUCCUGACUUCUAUCCGGGAAUUUUAUGUCCAUACAUCUUUGAAUUUAAAUAAAAGGAUUGAGCAGCUCUUGCUAAUUUUUUAUUGACUCGUUUAUUUCGAAUAGAAAAGCUUCCCAUUAGUUAUUUUAUACUUCUUAAUACAAUGUCACUGUAGAAGACAUUUUAAUAUUUAUUAUAUAAUUGUAAAUACUGAGUUUCUUAAAAACACUACGAUUUUAUAUUUGGUGCUACAAUUUCAUUCUAUUUAAUUACACCAUUAAUUUAUUGAUAUUAUUGUAUAACAUUGCUAAAACCAGCAUUUUCUUUGUUAUAUAAUAUUUUUAGAACAGUUUUCACGACUUCGUCUUAAAUUCAAAAUAUAUUUGCAUGUGUAUUUUUCCAUGUAUACAUAAUACAUUAGUAUGUAUAAUCUGCCUUCUUUAUUUGUGUAUGGUUGCUUGAAUAUUGAACCACCCCAGAACUAUGGUGGAGUAAUAAUUGAUUUGCUUCGUAGUGGGGUUUGUUAUUUAAUUAAUUUUUAUAUGUUAUUGGGUAAUAUUAUGCUAAGAGGCAUAGAAAUCCCCUAUACUUAUCCUACAGCUAGCAUCUAUGAAUCUAUUUAGAAAUGCAUUAUAUGGGGUUACCAAAAAGAAAGAUUAUGAAAUAUUUAAACAUGACUGAUGGAAGAUUAUUCAAUGUGCAGACGUUUUUUCCAAUUCAAUUAAGCCAAUUGAAUUAACAUUUGGUCUUUAGCAUUUUCUAAGUUAACGCAUUUGAGAUAUAUCUUAUGGGAGUAGUUAAAGCUGUAAUACUCAGGCCACAUAGGCAAAGUGCACUGUGUGCGUGAAUACUUAUUGGUUUGCGGGGAUAUGGUUGCGGCGGAGUCAAAACGAAUUAUAAUUGAAAAAUUUUAAUCUCCAAUUAUAAUUGUUUCAAGUAAUUAUACUAAUAUCAAACACAUCGAGUGUGAAAUAAAUUUUGCCAUACAAUUAAAUUUGGUUAUGAUAGCUUUUAAUUAACCAAUUACUAUAUCCGUAUUUACAUCUUUAUGUAGGUAAAUGUAUUUGUACACAUACAUAAGUAUAUAAUUUAAGGAUUCUUUUAAUUUUACUUACUUUGUACUUAAUGAUCAAUUGAUGUUCUCUUUACAGUUUCAUGCGCAAAUACACAAGUAUUUACGUACAUACAUAUGUACUUAUAUAAUUAGUCUAACAGUAUUUGUGACCAAUUCUUAUAUAAUUAAAAAUAUUCAUAUUGGAAAGAAGGAAAUAUAAUAUUGGGUUAGCAAGACAUGUUACUCUGGUAUAUUUGAUUGUUCUCGAACAAGCGAUCUCAUUAAGUUUUGCUAGUGCCAAUCAUAUUUAAAAUUUUUAUAUUGAUCAAAAUUAAACGAGGAAAUAAAAAUCAAUUUAUAAGACACAGUUCGAAACUACUUGACUGAAUCUUAUACUUUUUGAAUGUCAAUUACUAUGGUUUUAAAUGAGCUUUGCUUGGAAUCGAAAACUGAAAAAAUACAGUUAUUUUUAAAGCUAUAUCUUAACUUUUAACUCUGACACAUUAAGCUAAUAUAUUAACUUUUAUAUUUGAAAAAAAAGCAAUUUUUUAUUUCAACAACAUCUUUGUUAAUACAAAUCCCUAUUUAUCAGAUUAAUGGUAUAACUAACGAACAAAUUACUACCAUAGUAAUAACAUUAAUUUUAUUUAUACAUAAUGGAAGGAAAACAAGAAUUGCUUGUGAUUAAUAUAUUUUCAAUGAUUAUGGAAUCACAGUACUGAAUAACAUAUGUGUUUGUGUAAGUGCAUAAUUGUGUAUAAAUAUUUGUAUAUUAUUGCCAAUUGGACUUCACCAAAGCAAAGCAUUUUUUUGAUUCUUAUAAUUGUUGAUUUGGUCAAUGCUGCUUCCUUAUAUAUAAAUGAAUACUAGUUUUUACAUAAAAUAUCCCUUUAUAUAAAUUUUAUUUUUUUUUUGGUUAUAACAUUUAUUUUUUUAUUGUAUAAUUUGUAAUAAUUAUAUGAAAGUUAACAAUCUAAAUAAGUUCUUUGCAAUAUACAUAUUACAAACUCUAAUGGCUACAUGGAUCCAGAAUAACAACAGUUUCAAUAGAUGAGCUAUACGUUAAUUUACAAUAAAAUGGCUCACCUAUUUAAACACCAUAAGAUAUUACAGUUUGUAAAAAAUAUAUAUAAAAUACACUGAAUAUAGAUCUAGGUUCACAGCUGUAGGCUUGUGGAAGGACACAAGUGAAAGGAGACUUUAUAUAAGUACAGGUUCGUUAUUCAGGCAUUUAACGCCGUUACGAUAUAUAUUUUUCAUAUUGUACGUAUACUAUAGCUUAACUGCAAUAACUCUUUACCAGCUCAACAACCAAAUAUACAUAUCCAUAUUUUUUUGGGGAUACACGAGUGUAUGUACAGCUGUACAUUUCUUGACAAAAAGUGGAGCUUACUUCGCUACAUAGGUAUUUCCUCCAAUUAUUUUAUCUUCUAUUAUUAAUAUGAACUUACAUAUUUUUUAAUUUAAAAUUUAAAAAAUCGUUGCAUACUUGUUAUUGUUAAAAUAUGGAUGUAUGUCUGUAAUUUACUUUCUUUCAAUUGUUUAUUAUUUUGAUUUUUAGCGUUGCGUUCAUUUGUUCUGAAUUUCUCCAAACUAUUACUACAUUACUUGUAAAUUAUUAUAAUAAUAUAUUUUACUUUAUUUAAAUACAGAUUGAUUUUCACUACAUAUGUAAAUACUAAUAAAUAUUCCCUAGUGUUUUGCUAAUCCCUAUUUGCUUUCAUAUUUAUCAUUAAAAUGUUAGGCUUUUUGUCAAAAAUAAUAUUCUAUAAUAUACAUUGUGUUUCCUACAGUAUUUCUUGUAUACAAAGCUUUCUUUAACAAUAAUGUAACCUUUUAUUUAAUUUAUAUUUAGUUUUUGGUUGGUAUGAUACUUCCGCACGAUUUAAAAUUUAUAAAAUACUAUUGUACAUACGUGGAUAAACUGGUAAGGUAGUUUGUAUUUACGAUAAUACAAUUAAUGUCACUAAUGUUUCUGCAUAUGUAUGUACAUACAUACAUAUGUAUAUACGAGUACAUACAUAUUGUAGGAGUGCAUGCCUCUAUGCUUGGUUGGUAAAUAAAGCCAAACGAUUCUCCUCUUCUGAAUAUUCGCGACAGCAAUACAUUUUGUUUUGUAAUCUUUCAAAUAUUAAAUAGAUAUUGUAAUGAUUGGGUUUGCUGGCAUUUGAUUGCAAACAAAUCAAACAUCGGUUUCGUUACAGGUAGGCAUUUGUUGAGGAUGCUGUUGUUGUUGGCAAGUUCCAUCUAUCAAAUUGUCAUUGGAUAGUUGAAUUGUCUUAGUUUCAGGUCCUGCAAUGGUUGUACUCUCGCUAAUUCCAUGACUUUUAUUUUGAGUAAGCUGCGC
This is a messenger RNA of Zeugodacus cucurbitae (melon fly), 9858 nucleotides long. RefSeq names its product tuberin (gene gig). Bases 95 to 6013 code for a protein of 1972 amino acids. Gene Ontology annotation, biological process: negative regulation of TOR signaling; negative regulation of Wnt signaling pathway; negative regulation of phosphatidylinositol 3-kinase/protein kinase B signal transduction. Gene Ontology annotation, molecular function: GTPase activator activity. The transcript has 17 exons. Gene Ontology annotation, cellular component: cytoplasm; TSC1-TSC2 complex; nucleus. The record is from RefSeq and is a predicted model, not a curated record. NCBI's taxonomy places the organism in Eukaryota, Metazoa, Arthropoda, Insecta, Diptera, Tephritidae.